AUGUCGACCUUCGAGCCCGUGAUUGUCAUCGACGGCAAGGGUCACCUGCUUGGCCGCCUGGCCAGCACCGUGGCCAAGCAGCUGCUCAACGGCCAGAAGAUCGUGGUCGUCCGCUGCGAGGCCCUCAACAUCUCCGGAGAGUUCUUCCGCGCGAAGUUGAAGUACCAGGCCUUCCUGCGCAAGCAGACCCGUUACAACCCCACCCGUGGUGGUCCCUUCCACUUCCGCGCUCCCUCCAAGAUGUUCUGGCGCACCGUCCGCGGCAUGAUUCCCCACAAGACCGCCCGUGGCGCCGCCGCCAUGGAGCGUCUUAAGACCUUCGAGGGUAUUCCCCAGCCCUACGACCACAUGAAGCGCGUCGUCGUUCCCCAGGCCCUCCGCGUCCUCAGGUUGAAGCCUGGCCGCAAGUACUGCACCGUCGGUCGUCUGGGUCACGAGUUCGGCUGGAAGUACCAGGAUGUCGUCUCCAGGCUCGAGGAGAGGAGGAAGGUCAAGGGCGCUGCCUACUACGAGCGCAAGAAGGCUCUCAGGAGACAGCUUGCGGAGGCCCAGAAGACCGCGAAGGUCGACGAGAAGGUCAAGACUCAGCUUGCCGAGUUCGGUUACUAG
Molecule: messenger RNA, 609 nt
Organism: Lasiodiplodia theobromae
Lineage: Eukaryota; Fungi; Ascomycota; Dothideomycetes; Botryosphaeriales; Botryosphaeriaceae
Product: 60s ribosomal protein l16
Exons: 4
Coding region: 1-609 (202 amino acids)
Biological process (GO): negative regulation of translation; translation
Cellular component (GO): cytosolic large ribosomal subunit; ribosome
Molecular function (GO): structural constituent of ribosome; mRNA binding
Source: RefSeq, a predicted model, not a curated record